AUGAUUUCAUUUAUUUUCUAUUUUAGAUUAAAACCAGAAUCAAUAGAUGUUAAAAUAGCAGAUUUUGAUGGUGUUUUAUUUCACAUUUCCAACAUAAAUGGAGAUAAAACUAAAGUCAGAACCAGCAUUUCUUUAAAAUUUUAUCAACAAUUACAAGAACAUGGUGCCGACGAAUUGCUCAAGCGUGAAUAUGGUAGUCUCUUAACUGACACGGAAGAUGGUUACAAUGUAUCCGUACUUAUUAAUUUAGAAGAUAUACCCUCAGACUGGGAACAAGUGGCCAAAAAAAUUGGUUUAUUAAAGCGUAAUUGUUUCGCUUCAGUUUUUGAAAAAUAUUUCGAUUUUCAAGAACAAGGUGAAGAGGGACAAAAACGUGCUGUUAUCAAUUAUAGAAAUGAUGAGACUUUAUAUGUUGAAGCCAAAGCGGAUCGUGUUACUGUUGUUUUUAGUACCAUAUUCCGUGAUGAAGAUGAUGUUGUUAUAGGUAAAGUUUUUAUGCAAGAAUUACGAGAAGGUCGGCGUGCAUCGCAUACUGCACCACAAGUGCUCUUUUCCCAUCGUGAACCACCAUUGGAAUUGGCUAAUACGGAUGCUAAAGUUGGCGAUAAUAUUGGUUAUGUUACAUUUGGUAAGUGUUUUUUUAGUUUUAAUUAA
This is a messenger RNA of Lucilia cuprina (Australian sheep blowfly), 654 nucleotides long. It is a transcript of the gene Arpc2, whose product is annotated as actin-related protein 2/3 complex subunit 2. Gene Ontology annotation, molecular function: actin filament binding; structural constituent of cytoskeleton. The record is from RefSeq and is a predicted model, not a curated record. The transcript has 4 exons. The coding region runs from base 1 to 654 and encodes 217 amino acids. Gene Ontology annotation, biological process: actin filament polymerization; Arp2/3 complex-mediated actin nucleation. Lineage: Eukaryota; Metazoa; Arthropoda; Insecta; Diptera; Calliphoridae. Gene Ontology annotation, cellular component: Arp2/3 protein complex; actin cytoskeleton.